GUUUAUCCAUUAUGUAGCAUUCUUAAUGGAAACAAACUCAUCACUAAUAACCUAAAUUUCUUUUCCCUAUAAACCUGUACGAUUUUGUUAUGAUUUUCUCAAAGGUAGACUUUUAAUUUCUCCGAAUUAUCGAAGGACGUUGGCAUGAAAUGCCACUGGUUUAACAGCAAUAUGUGUUGUUUGUUUCGCUAAGGGAGUUGAAGCUGUAUCCUUGCGAAAGUCGGGGUGAAAGGAACACAAAUAAUAUUUUAGUUAUAGCUUCGAGCGCGUAAUCGCGGAGUGAAAUUCGGAUAACUUUUACUGGGGCACGCGUGUUUAUGUCUAUUCAGUAUCCAAGCAACAUUCGUCCCAGUUCUACCAGAAACUUGUUCUGUCUCAAGUCUGCUGCUAGUGCACAUUGAAAAUUAUCUUUUAUUAUCUAACGUUUCCCAUUCUGCGCAACAGCGUGUUACAUCUUAAAAAGCACGACCUUUAGCCUUUUUAGUGAUCCCCCCCAAAACAUCUACGCUGUUUUUUAUUAUUGGCUUCAGUUGUUAGUGUAAACCGAACGGUCAGACAGUACAUAGUUUCUUCAACUCUGCUCGUCUGUACAUUAUUUGUAGUAACUUUCCACUAAAAUGGAUCUCCGUCAGCUGAACGAGGACCAGAAAGUUGCUUUAAAACAGUUCCGUGAAGCGGUCAAAGACUGUGACCUACCAGAUUCGGACGACACCUACCUUCUGCGCUGGCUCAUCGCUCGUCAGUUUGACUUGGCCAAAGCUGAAAAGAUGCUUCGGAAUAAUUUGGAAUCUCGUCGCUUCUAUCAAAUCAACCCCUGUCCAGAAAAUUACGUUGCGCCAGAAGUGUUGGCCAAGUAUUUUCCUGGUGGCCAACUGGGUGUGGACAAAUACAACAACUAUUUGAUGCUUAUUCGUUUUGGAUUGAUUGACGUCAAAGGCCUCUUGCUUUCGGAAAAGCCGAGAGUUUGCUUGACGUACAUGUGUGAAGAUUUAGAGAAGGUUUACUUCAUGGCCAAAAAGGAUCCCAAGAAAUACAAGAGCUCCCCAACUGCCAUCGCGCAGUCAACUGUUAUAAUGGACAUGGAUGGAUUCUCAAUGCGUCAUAUUACUUAUAAACCGGCCUUGGACACCACCGUUAAAGUGGUUCAAAUCAUCGAGGGAAUGUACCCGGAAUUGCUCUAUCGUGUAUACAUCAUCAACGCACCCAAGAUUUUUUCGGUUUUGUAUUCAAUGAUAUUACCCUUCAUCGACGAGCGAACUAGGAAAAAGAUUCAGAUUUUCAGUCACGAUUCCAAACAAUGGAAAGCGGCCAUUCUAGAAGAUGUCGCUCCCGAGGAGUUGCCCGUCAUGUACGGUGGAACCAAGACCGAUCCCGAUGGAAAUCCCAACUGCAUCACGUUGGCAAAUAUGGGAGGAAAUGUUCCAAAAUCUUAUUACAUGAGUAACAAACUCGAUAUGAGCAAUAAGAAGUCUUUGUCGGUUUCUAGAGGAGGUAAGGAGACACUGGAAAUUCAAGUCAAAGAAGCCGGAUCCGUCCUUAAAUGGGAUUUUCAUUCUGAAGACAACGAUAUCUCAUUCGCCGUGUAUCGGAAACAAGGCAGUGAAUUGCUCCCCAUUAUUCCACCAAAUCGGGUCGAGUGUGCCAUGUCUGCCGAAGAAGGAGAAAUACAUUGUAACGAAACUGGAACUUAUGUCGUCGAAUUCGACAACAGCUUCAGCUAUUUCCGCUCUAAAAAGAUUUGGUUCUUAGUUACGGUUGAAUUGACAUCGAUAAACAAGGAAGAGUGAUAUGCACGGCUAUCUACAUCAUCUACAUAAAGUGCCAUAUUAUUAGACAAUGUGAGUCGAAAAAAUAGGUGGUCCUUUUUUCAUUUUUAACAUUUAAUAAACGAAUCCUUGUAGACACUUA
Messenger RNA from Daphnia pulex (common water flea), 1908 nucleotides. RefSeq names its product SEC14-like protein 2. NCBI's taxonomy places the organism in Eukaryota, Metazoa, Arthropoda, Branchiopoda, Diplostraca, Daphniidae. Gene Ontology annotation, cellular component: cytoplasm. The coding region runs from base 618 to 1787 and encodes 389 amino acids. The transcript is spliced from 8 exons. The record is from RefSeq and is a predicted model, not a curated record.